Messenger RNA from Myotis brandtii (Brandt's bat), 1342 nucleotides. It is a transcript of the gene BCAS1, whose product is annotated as breast carcinoma amplified sequence 1. Gene Ontology annotation, biological process: myelination. The transcript has 9 exons. The record is from RefSeq and is a predicted model, not a curated record. Lineage: Eukaryota; Metazoa; Chordata; Mammalia; Chiroptera; Vespertilionidae. The coding region runs from base 164 to 1342 and encodes 392 amino acids.
AUUCAGCCAGCAGGCUCCGGAUGAGGAAGCAAAGGGCAAGGAGCCGGCUCAGUUGACAGCUGGUACUGGGCCGAACCAGCUGCAGACAAGGCGCCCUGCACCUGAGCAGCUCCAAGUGACACCGGGGACUGAAGACACUCCCUCCAGGCACUCAACAGGAACCAUGGGUAACCAAAUGAGUGUUCACCAAAGAGCUGAAGAGCAAGAGAACGAUUCAGAAACAGACACUCAUGAGGUGGCGUCGAAGAGGGACUGUGUUCACAACGGGACGCCCGUGAUGGUGUCGACCUACACGGUUCAACUCUACGACGAAGUGGAUUUGGGAAUCAGCAUCCAGGAAGACAGUGCGGCCGCUUCUUCCCCCAAGACAGUGGAGACCAGCGCCGUCGCGGGUGCCGGCGGGAAGAAUCUCGGGAAGGAGGCCAAGCCCCGGGCACCAGCUGCUAAAUCGCAUUUUUUCUUGCCUCUCUCUCGGCCGGUACCAGGGCGUGCUGGAGACCGAGGCGAGGAUUCAACCGAGCCACCCCGCGCGCCAGGGCGGCCUGAUGUCAGCUCCGCGGGCGGCCUAGGGGACAAAGCUCGGCCACCUGAGUCAGGGGGGGCGGCCCCCUCCAAGCCUAAGGACGCCGGCUUUUUUAAUAAACUCUUCAAACUGGACAAGGGGCAGGAACAGGCCCCCGCUGUCAGCCACCAGGAGGCCCAGUGCGCGGCGCGCGAGGACCAGGCCUUCGACAUCCCUGUGUGCCCCGGGCCGGCCCACGAUGUCCCCGCAGAGAGGGACAUAGUUGAAGGCCAAGACAAGGGACAGGAAGUCACACCCGUGAGUUGCUCUCUCCCCCGGGACCCUGAAGAAUUGGAGAUUGCCAAGGAGGACCCCCAGACAACAGCUAUCACUGAGGAUAAUAAUCCCAUCAUGAGCUUCUUUAAAACUCUGGUGUCACCUAACAAAGCUGAAACAAAAAAAGAUCUUGAAGACACGGCGUGCAAAGCAGAAAGUGUCUGUGAUGGGCAAGCUGGGCAGAAGACACCCGAGAUCCCGGCGAAAGGCACCAAGAAAAAGCACCUGGACAGCCCCAGGCUAGGACUCGCCUUUAGACGGUUCUUUAGGCAUAAGGGUGCUGAAAAGUCACCUGCUACGUCAGCAGACCUGAAGUCGGACAAAGCCACCUUUGUACCCCAGGAGACCCAAGGGGCAGCCAAGAAUCCUACACCCACAGAAACAGCAAAGGAGGGUGCCAAGCAGAAGGGGGGGCCCUCCCCUCUGCCUCUGGGCAAACUGUUCUGGAAAAAGGUAAGUGCUGGUCUCAAGAUGUGGAGAGGGCGCGGGGCCGGGAUGACUUGA